AUGAAAGUUCCUAAAGUAAUGCAGAAAAUUUCAUCUUGGUUUGAGGAUCAUUUACCAUUACGAAGAAGAAGAUCUUAUGCAAGGAGAAGUGAUUCAUCUAAAAAUAAUGGUUAUGGUAAAUCAUCAAAAUCAGCAACACCAGCAUAUAGAAUUUCACCAUCUUAUGACAUAUCUCAAUCAUGUUAUGGUGGUUAUCCUACAAAUUAUUCUUCUAAAACAAUAUGUAACAAUUAUAGUUGUUGUUGUCAUCAAGAUUUAAAUAAUAUAAAUAUUAGUGAUAGUUAUAGUUCACAACAAUAUGUUGAACAUCAUAAAAAUAUUCAACAACAAAAUGAAAAUAUAUAUGGAUGUAGAAUGACAACAAGUUUUGCUGAUAAAUUUUCAAAAAAAAUUGAUGAAAAAAAAUUAGAAGAUGAAGAUGAGUAUAUAUUAAGUCCAAUAUCAUUACCAAAAAAAAAUUAUUCAUAUAAUAGGUAUAUUUGUCCUACUUCAUCAAAUAAAAUAAUUAACCACUCAAUGAUACAUACUCCAUUAUCCUUAGGAUACUCAAACACUUUUAAUUCAACUGCCUCAUUUAGACAGAAUAUUCGUACAAAUCCAUGGAUUCAUAGACCUAGACCAACAAUUACAAAUACUAAUAAUAUGUUUAUAGUACCACAAUCAAGAAAUAAUCUCAAAAAUAUGAAUGGAAGUAUUGUAGCAGAAAAUGAAACAAAUAAAUUAUCAAAUUUAAAUAUAGUAAAAAAACCAAAUCUUGAAAUGUUAUAUGCUUCAAUGGAUAGAGGAGCAUCAUUACGUGUUAAAUCUUUAGAUGAGUCAACAUGCAGUUCUGGUUAUGGUUCACAAGAUAGCAGUCCUGAAAGUUCUGUUCACUCUCCUAACUGGCAACAAUCUUUAAAAAAAGAAAUAAAACAAAGUGAUAGUCAAACUUCUGGUCUUUUAACAGGAUCGGAAUCUGAAUUUACUUUAUAUGCUGCUACAAGAAUAAAACAAAUAUCUAAUAAUAUGGAUGGAAAAAAUACAUCCAAUUCUUCAUCUUUUGUUAAUUAUCCAUUAUGUAAUAAAGAUGAAAGUUUUACUUCUGGUAUAAGUAGUGGUUAUAGUGAUGAACCUAUUUACCAUGAACUUGAGAUUAUUAAACGUUUAUCAAUGCUUGAGGUAGAUGAAGAUUCAGAAGAAUUUGGAGGUUGUUGUAGUGAUACAGAACUCCUGAUGAUGGAUACAGCAUCAUCCUCAUCAUUUGAUUGUUCAUCACCAAUUUAUGCUGUCCCAUUUGAAGGUGACUCGACCCGUUCAUCGAAAAAUAAGUCAUUCUACGAUGAUGACGAACCUAUCUAUGCAGAUGUCGUAUCACUUAAACUUCCAUCUAAUAGGAGUACUCCAUCACCCCAACCAAUAAUUGAUGAAAAAGCUCAUCUUGAAACAGCAAAACAAAUAGCUGCUACAAGUAAGGCAGAAUUUGAAUUUUUGGAACAAUUAGAUAAACAGAUAGCAGACCUUCAACAACAAUCUGAAGCUAUGAGGAAGUUAGUUGAGGAAGCAAAAGAAAGAGAUGAAAUAAGGCAAAAAAAUAGACAAAUAUGUUUAAAAGAACUUUCUCAAUUAAAAAAUAUGAAAUGGAUAGUUAGAAAUAAUUUUGAACUUUGUUUAUAA
Strongyloides ratti is the source of this 1653-nucleotide messenger RNA. RefSeq lists its product as hypothetical. Lineage: Eukaryota; Metazoa; Nematoda; Chromadorea; Rhabditida; Strongyloididae. The transcript has 6 exons. The record is from RefSeq and is a predicted model, not a curated record. The coding region runs from base 1 to 1653 and encodes 550 amino acids.